Molecule: messenger RNA, 5688 nt
Organism: Penicillium egyptiacum
Lineage: Eukaryota; Fungi; Ascomycota; Eurotiomycetes; Eurotiales; Aspergillaceae
Source: the annotation of a GenBank genome assembly
AUGCCUGGCGUACAACAUCUUAUCGACUUCGUGCUGAACGAAGUCGCACUCUGCGGCAAUCAAGGCGCAUCGUUAUCGGAUCUAUUACAAGCCAUUGAUGACUUCCAUACUCAGCCUCAUCAUGUGACUGCAAUAGACCAAAACAUUGACCAUCGUUUCAAAGCCAAAGUUUGGUCCUGGCUCACGGCUAACCCAGAGGUGUCUAUUGGUGAACACAAUGAGUGGAACCAUCUCACCUUGGAUGAAGCGGAGGAGCUUGACUCACGGACAAUGGAGAGCGAUGAACCCAAAAUGGAGGAUCCCGAGGCCAACCAAACCGUAGAUCAGAACCCUGAUUUACCGCCGCUUCGAAUCUUUGUCUCAGAAGAGAGAGCAUGGCUUGCCAUCACUGGCCAUCCACCAGAUGACUCCAAGGUACUACCUCUUGAAUUCGUCUUACUGUCGGUGAUUGCUUCACGUAAGUCAAAGGGUAUUGUGCAGCCGGACCUGGUGAAGCUCAGCGGCCAGGACAAACGGUCUGUUCCGAAGCGUACCGAUGCUUUGCAAAGAAAGGGCUACAUCGACAAGCGACCCGUUCAAACAAAAACGGCCCGAACCAGCCUCUGUACGCUACAGCGAUUCUAUCGCCACAUCACCAGUGAUCAAACAAAGGAAGAACCGGAAUCGAAGAACAUGAUUGAUUUUGAUAGCUUCAACACCACCUUGUUCGCCAUUCUCCGAGAGCACCAACUGAUUGCACGCAAUGAUUUGAAGCGACUCUUGGGCUUCGAUGACCAUUGGCGUUGGAAGGUUUUGUCCCGUGCCCUCCGCAAGUGGGAGCGGAUAGGUGUGGUACAACGUGUGAGAGCCGAAUCACAAUACGAAAGAAUGCAUCCUUGCGUGAAGCUUUUACGAGAUCCCACGGAGCAAGAUCUGGCCCUUUUCCAUGAAUUCAAUUUCGAUGUCUUGAACAAGCACGGGGUGCGAACCAGCGGAACCAAAUUUACCCCAGACCAAGACCAAGUCCUGGAGCUGGAGGGCCCAAGCAAAAGAUCGCCUAGCCCGGGAGACGGUGGCAUGGAUCAGAUCAAAGCGCAUGUUGGAGAUGCUGUACGCAUCGUACCAUCUUGGACGCCGGAUCGUAACCUCAACAACCAAAUCUUUGACAUCGUUGAAAGAACGGGCACAACAGGCAUCACGAACCAGAACCUGAACUCGACCUGCUUUGGGUCCUUUUACAGGAGACCUGCUGAAAGUAUGGUACAUCGCUUGGUCGACCUAUGGCAAGUGGCCCAGCCACUUCAUCUGCGCCACUACGCCAUUGUUCGAGAUUUGGCAAUGAAAAAGACCAUCAUGUAUUAUGUCCACUAUUCGGCGAACAACUUCGCAAAGCUCGUUGAAGCUGGUCAGGCAUCAUGGGAGGCCGUUGAGAUCCCAGCCAAGAAAGCCAAAUCGUUAAAAAUUGAGGCACCACCUUUUGGUGUGCUUCCUCAACUUGAUGAGUAUGGGUUCCUCAAAAAGGAAUUCCCAAAGAAUAUGCUGAAGGAUCCAAAUGCAACUCUACUUGACGGGAUCAUGGCUGUCAAUCCGCCCAACUAUCUCCUUUCUUCGAGCGAUCCGUUUGUUGUUGAACUUCCAAACGGUCAACAUGUGAUCCGUACGCGUACUGAUAAACUCCCACCUGGCUCCAAGCAGCAGUACGAGCCCCGUUUUCGGCCCAAGGGACGACCAAAAGGCAGAUUGAACCGCGCAACUCUAGAAAGGCGUGCCAGAGAAUUAAAAGCCAAAGGCUUUAAGGCGAAUGAACCCAUAGCCACAGAAUCUGGAGCUAGGCAACCCGAAGUUGGCGAAACCGAACCCAGGGAAUCUCAAGCCACGGAACCCCUGAUUGAACCCGAACUGGAGCCAAGCCAAGGUUAUGGCUGGGAAUAUGUCGAUGAAUCCCAGCGAGCCAAGAGAGCCAAGAUUAAAAACGACAGCCUUAGGGGAUUAUCGAAGCAAGAGAAGUUUGAAGCACUUGGCAUGGAUGAAAGUUGGACUGAAUACAACGCUCUUGUCAUGGACAAGCCUGCUCCUGGUGUGUAUGUGACUCCCCACGGCCGAAGAAGACCGGCAGGCAAAUCCCGAGGUCGCCCGAGACAGAGCCGAAUUGCCAUUUUCAAAUCGCCAAACUUAGCAUCAAUCCCUUGGUUCGUCAAGGACAAAGAUAACUCAAGUGAUGAUGACAAGGUAGGGGAUGCUGCUACCACCACUCAAGCAUCCGAGAGCCUUGCCCCUGAAGUUGCACCUUCAGUUAUUGACUCCGAGGGGCCCGUCAUGACCCCCACCCCGGCGACAUCGAGGCGAGCCAAGAGAACUCUACCUGACGAGUCAGGCGUCUCACCCACGCCACCAUCGGGUUUCAAGGCCAAUGAGCGGAGAAGCGGGAGACCUCCCAAACGAUCUCGUCUUCACAAGGCCCAAACGGGAAGCAAUGAAGGACCCUUGAGGGAUGCCAACGGGAUAUUGCCCGAGAAUGUAGUUCCAGCACCCCAAGAGGGUUCAAUCAAAACGAGUACGCCACGCCAUCGUGACAAGAGUGCCAACCUUCACCUACUCGAAGACGAGCAAACUGGAACUCCAUCAAAGCGACGCCGCGUAGCAUCCUCCGAACGCAGUGGUAACGACCACACAACUCUACGAUCCCCGACACCCCGUCCAUCUGAUAUCCCGACACCACGAUCUGGCUCAGUGGGCCCCCAGAAAUUCAAUUUUGGCGCUCACGGCACCAAGCCUGCAAAAAAACCACGAGCCCGGAGGAUCAAUAUCCGAACCAUGCAGAUUCCAGAGGAGGAAGGAUCGGGAUCCCCUAAGCCUUUGAUUGGGAGAGGCGGAUCCAUCAGUGUCCUUCGGAGAAAGCUCAUCAUGGAAAUCAUGGAAAAGGCUGAUGGCGUAUACCCGGCGGGCACUGCGAUGUGGUAUCCUUUUGUCACUGCAUGGAUGAAGUUUCAUCCCAAUGAAAAACCAGACAUGCGAACUAUCAAUACUGCAUGCAAGCAAUUGAUUGAUGCCGGCCAGCUUCGGCAGCUGACUUUCAGUGGCCGAGACACGAGGAAAGUGAUGGUGACAAGGACGCUGUUGUUGAAGCCUGAUAUGUCACCAGAUGAUCCGUUGGUGAAGGAAAUGCAGAGCAAGAUUCUGGCUACUGAUUUCCACGAGUCGCGGCCGUUCUUUGCGGCCAAUGUCGAGCUGGAUCCAAAUUUGACAAGAAAUAGUGGUCGACCACACGGUGCACCUCCCCGCGCGCAAAGAUUUUCCUUCCCGGUGGAAGAAGGAACUCAUGUUCACUUACAACAAAAGCCUCUUUCCAUUGUGAACCUAGAGCAAAGAAGACGGAGACAGGCUCAGGCGAAUUUCAUUAAGCGCCUGGAAGCCCAAGCCAAGGCUGCCAAGGCUGCCGAAGAAGAGGAUGAACUGCCUGAUCUGCCUGGAGUUCAGCGGCUCAUGACGCUCGCACGCCCUCCUGCAUUGGACCUUGAUUCUCAUCCGCACACAUCGAUUAUACGUCCAUAUGUUCGGACAGGUACAGUUGGUCCUGGCAAGCACCAAAAGUUUAUCAUACAUCCCAAACGGGUGAUGAAACCAAUUUCUGCCAUCGGAGCGUAUGCCAUGUUGAUGAAUCCGGUGCAACAAUUUGAUCCAACUACUGGGACUUUCUCCACAGGGUCGUGCUCGGCCAGACGCAGAAGGGCGAAGCCAAUGGCAGCAAAACAGCCGGUUUUGGACAUUGAGAAAUCCGUCGAUGAGUUAUCUAGCCUGGCUGGCGACGAACCAGACUUGCCGGAAAUUCCCAUGGCUGUGAAAGCCAGAGUUUUACUCUCGAGAUUUAUUCAGAAGACCAAAAAGAUCCUCAAGUGGGAGCUUCAUCAUCCAAAUCUCUUUGAAGCAAACCUUGCAGGCCAGCAGUUUAUCAACCAAACCGUUCAGCAUGGUUUCAAGCCAGCGCCGAUCACAGACGAUAUUCGCUUUGAUGUUGACCUGCCCCCUCCAAAACAGCCUCAAGUGGAACCAGAGCUGCCAGCACGGCGUAGCGAGGUCCGUCGCCAGCGUCAGCCUCUACCCCAGCCUGUACCUCAGCCUCCUCCAACAACUACUCCGAAAGAUGAGACACCAAAACGGACACCGAAGCCAAGAAGGACACGGGCUCCUCGGGCCCCGCGUGCCACUGUUACGGACCGUCGUCUGGCCAAACUUGAUGAUACUACAACAGCCGAGAAAGAAGCACAGUCCGUGAACCCCAAACGCAUGCGCCGACAGCGAUUCGUGCGUCCUAUCUCCGAGGAUCUCAAACAAAAACUGGUGGUUGCUCUUGUCGUCGUUCGUGUGCUUGCAGGCGGAGCGGAAUCAAGAGUGAUCGAUUGGACUCUUGUGACGAAAGCUUUCCCAGAUCAAGACUCGUCUUUCAUCGAAGCGCGAGCGCGUCAGAUACUCAGCAAGAAUCGCUUGCAGAUUACGAAGAUGCAUCGAGAUUUCCAAGAGUGCUUCCUUGAGGCUUAUGAAAAGGAUGAAGUUCCGCGCAUUGACUAUUCCGAUUUGGACGGCUAUGACUGGCCUGCCCUGGUUGAGUGGGCAAGCACAAGGCUCGAUAUUUCUCCAUCCGAACGGGCUCCGGACCUUCCAGCAACACGGCAGCAAUUCGACAGUGUGUUCGAACUACGUGAAGACGCUCUUACGGCAGGCGACGAACUGUACCAGGCUGUGCAUGGUGUCACUAUCAACCACAAACGCAACUUAAUGGCGCGCAAUCCAUUUGCUGUACCCCUGGAUGAUGAAACACGUACCCAACCGGUUCCAUCAAAGGUUGAUACGGCACAACUUGAGGCUGCAAAGACAUGGGUUCGCGCAAACAUCAUCACCGCAGAGGAGACCUAUCGACCUAAUGAGUCGAGCGAUAUCCUGCAGCGCUUUGGCGAUCGACUCAUCACCACUGCGACGCAGACGCUAAUCAACGAACGCGUCAUCAGCUCAACAACCCGUGGCCGCAUCACUCCGGGUCGCAACUACGAUAUCUCAGAAUAUUUCCUGCAGACACUGAGCCGCAAACGUGCCGUGGAAAGCACGCAGCUGCGUCGUGCCUCUCAUUUCAAGUCAAACAUAUUGGAUCUUCAAUUCCGGACUACCGGUGCAUCCGACAUCGAGUACACUGCAGAAGACGGCGAUAUCCUCGCGUUGAUCAAUCUCUACGCUUCGGGUGCUAUUCAAAUGAGACCUCGCGACGCUCCCCGCGCUAAGUUCGGUCUCACCGAUGGCGGAUACGAAACUCGGCAGAUGGACAAGAGACGCUUCCGUUUCCCUAUCGAGGUUACUCCCACCGCAACAUAUCGCUACGGUAACCCCGUCCGUGGCAAAGCUGCAGCUGCGGUCCUCCCACCAGCGCCUUCAUUAUCAGACACGAAAAUGCCGCCUAGGAACCCUCUUUGGUACGACAUCAAUGGAGAGUUCGUACACCGUCUCUGGGAUCUGGUGAUUGGCCCUGUCCUCGGAUGCCUGGUGAUGCGACCCGGCAUCAAGGCCAGUAACAUUUCUAACAUGAUCAGGCCCACCAUGGGCGCAUGGGAGACUGUGCUGAUGCUGCAGUGGCUGGAGGAAGUUGGCAUUGUCAAGUCAGAUGGCGAGGGGGAGAUGGCUUGCUGGAGACUACAGGAGUCUUGGUGGCUGAUUCUAUCUUGA